Messenger RNA from Penicillium manginii, 1059 nucleotides. RefSeq lists its product as uncharacterized. Bases 1 to 1059 code for a protein of 352 amino acids. Gene Ontology annotation, biological process: intracellular monoatomic cation homeostasis. The record is from RefSeq and is a predicted model, not a curated record. Gene Ontology annotation, cellular component: mitochondrial inner membrane. The transcript has a single exon. NCBI's taxonomy places the organism in Eukaryota, Fungi, Ascomycota, Eurotiomycetes, Eurotiales, Aspergillaceae.
AUGUCCCUCUUAACCCGGGGCAACGCAGCCCUUCGCUUCCACCGGCCCCAAUCCUACAAUCUUUCAGUCCUGCAACAUCCCUCCGUGCGCUACCAGGCCCUCUUUUCCACCUCCGCACGCCACGCCAACAGAAAGUCCACCACCACCACCACCUCACCCUCAAACCCAACCACAACAGUCCCAACACCAACACGAGACGAAAUCAACGCCCCUUUAAGCACAUUCCCCGCAACAAUCGAAACACCCCCCCAAGAUCCAUCCACACCACCAACCCCAAUCAACAAAAUAAAACGCCUAAUCUCCACCGGCCGCGCAUAUCUAACCUUCUACAAAACGGGCCUCAAAAACGUCUUCAGAAACUACCGCGCCUCCAUACCCCUCCGCAAAUCCCUGUCUCUACCAGUCUACCUACCCACCUCCCCACCACGCAAUGGCAAUGGCAAUAGCACCAAUGCCAGCGCCAACCUAGGCAGAGCCCAGUACCAACUCGUCCGACGCUCAGCCCGCGACGUCCGAAGAAUGAUCCCAUUCACACUCAUCCUAUUGAUCUGCGGCGAAUUCACACCUCUAAUUAUCCCGCUUUUCGGCGCCGCGAUUACGCCCGCGACAUGUCGUGUUCCCAGCCAAAUCGCCAAGGAGCGUGAAAGUGCCAGUAAGCGGAAAUACCUUGCCCUGGCCGCGCAUGCGAAUAUUGCUGCGAAGGAGCAGGGUGCCAUGCCGGCGAGUGUGUCGGUGGGGAGUGCUGAGGAGAUGGCGUUGCUUGCGACGAGGUUUGCGGGUGCGGAGUUUGCGGUGAAGGCGGGUGGGAGUGAGGUUUUGGUUGCUGGGGCUGUUUUUGGGAUUGUGGGGAGUCAUCGGCCUCGUUUGGGGGGCUUAUUGAUGGGGCCUGUUUAUCGGCCGAGGUUGCGGAAGUAUGUGCGGUAUCUUGAGAUUGAUGAUGGGAUGAUUCGGGAGGGUGGGGGUGUGCGGGCUUUGAGUUCGCAGGAGGUUAGGUUUGCGUUGGAGGAGAGGGGGCUUGGGGAUGUUGGGUCUGUUUUGAGGAAGGGGGGGUGUGGUUGA